Molecule: messenger RNA, 1866 nt
Organism: Syzygium oleosum
Lineage: Eukaryota; Viridiplantae; Streptophyta; Magnoliopsida; Myrtales; Myrtaceae
Product: protein REVEILLE 1-like
Exons: 6
Coding region: 16-1605 (529 amino acids)
Molecular function (GO): DNA binding
Source: RefSeq, a predicted model, not a curated record
UGAAAGCUGAAGUUGAUGUUGUUGGGUGUGAACAGUUCGCCCGAACCGAGGCGUGAAUUGAGCGCUUCUCCAUUUUCGAAGCGGGUGGUUUCUUUUCGGUCGUUCGGAGCUCGAGAACUGGGCCGGAGGAGAGCCUGUACGGACGGAACAGGAGCGACGGCGGCGGUUUUAAGGGAUCCAGAUCGGUCGGUCGUUGAACAGAGCCGGUCGAUUCGAGCGCAGAGCAAGUCCAGAGGAGAAGCGUUCUUCUUGACUCUGUUGGGGGUCGGAGAAACGAGAUCUUGCAUGGUGUGUGUUGAUACCGAUAUGACCGUACAGGAUCAAGGUGGUAGUGCUCAUUCGAGCAAUAUGAUUGUAGGAAGCAACGAAAUGUCAUUGAGUGAUAGCCUCCACUCGAUAACCAGUAUCUCGCUAAAGGAGCAGUUUUCUUGUGCAAAUGACUAUGCUCCCAAGGUAAGAAAACCUUACACCAUCACGAAGCAGAGAGAGAGAUGGACAGAGGAAGAGCACAAAAGGUUCCUCGAAGCUCUUAAAUUGUACGGUCGAGCAUGGCGUCGAAUAGAAGAACAUGUGGGCACCAAGACUGCUGUUCAAAUUCGGAGCCAUGCUCAGAAAUUUUUCUCAAAGGUCGGUAAAGACUCGACCGAUAGCAAGGUGGAACCCAUCGAGAUUCCUCCUCCGCGCCCAAAACGAAAGCCGAUGCAUCCUUACCCUCGUAAGCUUUUGGUUCACCCGAUCAACACGGAAUGCUUGCCUCAGGAGCAGCCAAUUAGGUCUGGAUCUCCGAAUUUCUCCGUCUCCGAACUCGAGAACCAAUCGCCCAUGUCUGUGUUAUCCACUUUAGGCUCAGAUGGUUUGGGUUCCUCUGGUGCAAGCACACCCAGUGGCAGCUUGUCACCGAUUUCCUCGGGCGAUGCGGCCUGCCGUGCUAGUCUGUCACUCUUUGAACCGUCAGCUAAGGAGAAUGGUCCAAUCACUAGUGAGAAACUCGAGCUGUAUGCUAGGGGAUGUGAGACCUCAGGAGGUGCCGUGGAGGAAGCGCCUUCCCGAACCCUCAAACUGUUUGGCAUGACUGUAUCUGUAACAGAUUCGCAUUGGCAAUCUUCUUCGGCCGUCAAGUCGGAAUUGAAAGAAAUGAAACUUCAAGAUCCUCUUUCUCAGGAUACUGUAUCCGCGACAUCGUCUGCGAAAACAAAUCGGGUACUUCACUUAGUGCAGCCACGGGACACAACCACCGAUCACACGGAAGCUGGUCCUGCUCCUUCAGCGCCUUGGUUGAAUCUUUAUGGCAAUUUGGCAAUCUCUCUCUCGCCGUUUCUCAAUAAAGUGGCUCAGCUAUCUACUUGCGCAGACAUCAACAAAAAUGGGAUUUUGGAAUCCGGGAAUGGCGUAACUUCCAAUGAGUUCCAUAGUGGCUUUGACCUAAAGCUCGGUUUCCUUUCGAAACCGAGCAACACGUCAGCGGCCCCUGAACUAAUGACAAGGCAAGAGAGACAAGGAAGAGGAUUCAUGCCUUAUAAAAGGUGUAUUGCAGAAAAGGAGAUGCAGCCCUUAGGGGCGAUCGGCCAAGAAAGGGAAGUACGAAGAGUACGCCUUAGCUUGUAGUGCCGCGUCCUCGUCGCAGCGCGCUCUUCAGGGCCUUUGAAUCGCAUCUGUUGGUCUGUUGUCCUCGCCUUUUGUUUCACCCCCCAAUCUGUUUAAAAUAUGUAGGUUCCUUAUAAAUGCCCUGUAUUCCCUAAUUUGCCUCAUGUCUAGUUGCUUCCUUUUUGAUUACCCAAGUUAGUGGUGCUUGUUUCUGCAAAAAGAUAAAUUGUAUAAGAGGAGGACCAAUAAAUCGAAUGAAGAAGUCUCGCAGUUUUCUUGUGA